AUGGACCGGGGCCGCCGCAGCCUGGCGGCCGAGGUGCUGCGCCGCCGUGGCGCCCCGCCAGCGCAGCCCGCCGGACCGCGCUUCACCCAGCUCACCCUCGACGGCUUCCUGCACCAGCCGGCCUCGCGGCCUGCUGCCGGCGCAGCCUCCUCCGGCGGCGGCACUCAGGACCCGCCGCCCCCGCCGCUGGAGCCGGCCGCGCCUGGCCCCGCAGCACCGCAGCCCGCAGCCACGCCACUGGAGGCUGCCCGCCGCGCGGCUCUCCAGUCCUUCUGGUCCCUUCUCGCUGAUUUUGAGGCCCUGGGCUGUGCCCCCGCCUCUUGGAACGGCUACAAGGCGGGGCGUCCGUGCGCCACCUGCGAGCGCGGUGCGUUUGCCACCAAGGACCUCAAGCCGGACGAGGUCAUCGUGUCCCUGCCCUUCAAAGCUGUCCUCCGCCUCAAGGACCUGGACCACGCCGCCUUCCCCGCCGAGUAUGCGCGGCACCUGCUGGCGGCGAUGCACAACGAACCCUCCCACAACGCCACCUGGGGGGUGUUCUGGGAGACGCAGCCGGGGCCCGAGGGCGUGUUCACUCCAGAGGUGUACACAGAUGAGCACCUGGCACUGCUGCAGUGCCCAGAGCUGGAGGGCCUCGCCCGCGGGCAGCGCCACGUCACGGAGCAGAUCUACGACGGGAGCUACCCGCACGCCACGCUGGAGCCGUUUGUGAAGACGGUGCCGGCCGACAAAGUCUCACCAGACAUCUUCAAAUACGUGUCCAGCCUGGUGGGCUCCCGCUACUUUGGGUUCUAUCGGGACGCCGACAGCGAGAAGGUGGCCUCCCACCUGCUGCCGCUGCUGGAUGCCAUCAACCACGACGACGACCCCAACGCGUGGCGCUCGGACGACGGAGACAAUGUGUUGAUCACGGCGACCAAGCCGAUCAAGAAGGGGGAGGAGAUCACCUUCAACUACCAGCCCAACAUCGUGCACCGCGCCGACAUGUCGCUCUACAUAUACGGGUUUGUGAUCCAGCGGGACCAGCCGCUGCUGUGCGCCGUGGACCUGCCCGGCUUUGACCCAAAGGACCCCUUUGGGCCCACCCCUCAGGACGAUGCCGAUUACGAGCUGGGCGGCAAGCUGGCCACCCGAGCGGAACUCGACCGGCUGUCGGCCCGCCUGGCGGCGGCAGGCACCAGCGAGGCCGAGGAUCAGGCGCUGCUCCAGAGCGGCACCGUCACAGACUGGCGGCACAAGGCGAUACUGGAGUUUCGGGUGAUGCGCAAGCGCGCGCUGCGGCAGACCAUUGCCAAGCUGACGGCAGCGCUGGGCCUGGACGGCGGCGGCGCACCCGAGCUGGCGCAGCAGCGGGACGAUGAGGAUGAGGACGAUGAUGAAGAGGAGGUAGAGGCGCCCAGGGAUGAGCUCUGA
This is a messenger RNA of Chlorella variabilis, 1413 nucleotides long. RefSeq lists its product as hypothetical. Gene Ontology annotation, biological process: peptidyl-lysine monomethylation. Gene Ontology annotation, molecular function: protein-lysine N-methyltransferase activity; protein binding. The transcript has 11 exons. The record is from RefSeq and is a predicted model, not a curated record. The coding region runs from base 1 to 1413 and encodes 470 amino acids. Lineage: Eukaryota; Viridiplantae; Chlorophyta; Trebouxiophyceae; Chlorellales; Chlorellaceae.